This is a messenger RNA of Nyctereutes procyonoides (raccoon dog), 2058 nucleotides long. Its product is annotated as disintegrin and metalloproteinase domain-containing protein 20-like. Gene Ontology annotation, cellular component: external side of plasma membrane; plasma membrane; sperm head plasma membrane. The record is from RefSeq and is a predicted model, not a curated record. Bases 1 to 2058 code for a protein of 685 amino acids. Gene Ontology annotation, molecular function: metalloendopeptidase activity. Gene Ontology annotation, biological process: male gonad development; proteolysis. Lineage: Eukaryota; Metazoa; Chordata; Mammalia; Carnivora; Canidae. The transcript has a single exon.
AUGGAGAGACAAGGCCACCUCUCCUAUAAGAUUCACUUCGGGGGGCAAAGACAUGUGGUUCACAUGAAAGUUAAGAAGAACCUGCUGCCCAGACAUUUUCCUGUGAUCACCGAUAACGAUCAGGGUGCCAUGCAGGAGGACUACCCUUUUGUCCCCCGAGACUGCUACUACUACAGCUACCUGGAAGGGGUCCCUGGGUCCAUGGGCACGCUGGACACCUGCAAUGGGGGUCUGCGUGGCAUGCUGCAGGUCGAUGACUUCACGUAUGAAAUAAAACCGCUGGAGGCUUCUUCCACAUUUGAGCACGUGGUUUCCCUGCUUGUGACAGAAGGAAGAUCAUCAGAGGCUCAAAAGUGUAAGAUUGGAGAGCAAGAUACAGAUCAAGCAUAUGAGGAGGCAAUACUUGCUGGAACUCCUAGAGCAGGCCCUGUGUAUUUGUGGUGGCCACAUAAGAAAUACUUUAAAAUCCAUUACACCACUACUCUCUCAGUAUUUGUGAUUGACAGAAAUUACACUCGUAUUGUACAGGAUGUAGUAAUUUUGAACAACAUAAUACAUACCAUCUUCAAACCAGCCCUCCUGGAUGUCUACUUACGUGUUUUGUGCAUAUGGGAUAGAGUCGAUAAGUGGGAUCUGGAGAGCUUCUUUGCCAUUGAAGAUCUCAUGGCUGAUUUUGGUGUGAAUAAAUACUGGGGUUGGUUUGAGGAAAUUCCUCAUGACACUUCACUGGUUCUUUCAGCAGAACCAAUACUGGGGGCCUCCUAUUAUGGCCAACACAAUGGAGCAUGCAAUCCUAACUGGGGCGUGGCAUACGUAUAUAUAGCAAGAUACCACUUAUUUUUGGCUGCGACUAUUUCAGCACAUGUCCUAGGUCACACUUUAGGCGCCGUUCAUGAUACACCCGGUUGUAUUUGCUUUCGAAGAAAGCACUGCGUCAUGGCUCCUCAGCCUGAUUUAUUGGAUAUGAUGAGCAAUUGUACUUAUGACAGUCUGCAUAGCAAGGUCAAUACUUGGGAUCCUUGUUUAAGCAUACCAAAUGUACCAUACACCAAUUAUCCUUACGUAGCUGCUCGUUGUGGUGACCUGGUCGUGGACAGGAGGGAAGAAUGUGACUGUGGCUCCUUAAAACAGUGCUCUAAGAAUAAGUGUUGCACCACCACUUGUGCCCUCUCCCUUGGCAGUGACUGCAAUGGAGGAUCCUGCUGUGUUAACUGCAAAUAUGCUCAACCUGGACUGCUUUGCAGAGACAUACUCGGAGUUUGUGAUCUCCCAGAAUACUGUGAUGGGAGAUCGCAUAAUUGUCCUAAUGACGUUUACACCCAGGAUGGAACCCCAUGUUCAACGUUAGCUGUCUGUGUGAGAGGAAACUGUACUGAUCGUGAUAUGCAGUGUCAAUCCCUUUUUGGCUAUGGAAUAAAAGAUGCUGCACCAGCAUGCUAUGAAAAACUGAACGUAUUAGGUGAUCGAUUUGGGAACUGUGGUGUGAGGGUGGUACGAGGAGGAGGAAAACCUGUUAGAUGUGAAGAAGAUGAUGUUCUUUGUGGAAUGCUGCACUGUCGUGAUGUUCAAGAAAUUCCUGGUGGAGGUGACCACGUUACAUUUCGUCAUAUAAUAGUACAUGAUGUUCAGAGAGAGUUAUGCUUUGGAUACGAUGCACACCAUGGGACAGAGAUCCCAGAAAUGGGGCUAGUUGUGGAUGGGGCAACAUGUGGUCCAGGAAAAUACUGCUUGAAUCAGAAUUGUACUUUUUAUCAAGACAUGGGUUUUGACUGUGAUGUCAGUACAUGCAAUUUCAGAGGAGUGUGUAACAGCAAGAAACACUGUCACUGUAUGAGAGGUUGGAAACCCCCAACAUGUGAAGAGAAAGGAGCAGGUGGUAGUAUAGAUAGUGGCCCUCCACCUGACAGAGAAUAUGGUUUUCGAACCAGAAUAAUUUUUAGUAUACACCAAACAAUACUUCUACUGAUUAUUCGCUUAAGUCUUUUUCUGAUUUCAGGCAUCACUGGUGCCUCUCAUCACUUAGAAGAUAUAAAAGAGGAGGAUGAAGAACAAAAAUGA